Colletotrichum godetiae is the source of this 957-nucleotide messenger RNA. RefSeq lists its product as uncharacterized. Bases 1 to 957 code for a protein of 318 amino acids. The record is from RefSeq and is a predicted model, not a curated record. Lineage: Eukaryota; Fungi; Ascomycota; Sordariomycetes; Glomerellales; Glomerellaceae. The transcript is spliced from 2 exons.
AUGGAGAUGUGUUUCAGUCCAGGCCCGGCGAUUCCUGCCGGGACGGUCAUCCCUGUGGUUGCAAAUCCUCGUCUGGCGGAACUACGAGACCCUUCGGAGGAUUGGACUGGAGUUACGAGUACGGCGGAGAGACGGAAAUUGCAAAACCGGCUGAACCAAAGAGCGCGAAGGCGACGAGCACAGAAGAAACUCGGCAAACAUUCUCCAUCAGACAGAAGUCCAUCCUCCGAAGUGGACUCCGACCCAUCAACAGCCCUGGUGAAAAAGGAGUUGCGUUCGCCGACGAACGAAAACACCCAGACGGCCCUGGCAGCCAUCGUCGCAGGGAAGAUCGGAAAUGUUCCCCAAGACAUUUGCCUCCUGGGAAAGAAAGGCAUGCCAGCCAUGCUAGAAAAGUUCGCCGAGAAUGCCUACGACGACUACAUGCGUGGCCGGCCCUGUACAGACUACCUAACAACCCUCGUCCGCGUCAACGUCUUCCACGCCUUUGUCCGCAACGCCCACGCCCUCAACUUCGACGCAGGGUGGCUGACCUACGACUCCAUCUCCCCCUUCAACAAGUCCGGGCCCGGCUUGGGUCUCGCCACGACGACCACAACGUGUCCGUCCAACAUGCUGCCCACAGCGCUACAACUAUCCGUCGAACAUCACCCGUGGAUCGACUUCUUCCCCCAACCCCGCAUGCGAGACAACUUUCUCCGUGUCGUGGCCGAGCACGGUGAGGACUACGUCGACGAGGACGAAAUGUGCCGGGACGUGGUCGAUGUGGGCGCGGGUGCGGGAGUUGAGGACGCGGCGCUUAUCGUUUGGGGGGAGCCGUGGGAUCCGCGGGGCUGGGAGGCCACGGAACCGUUUCUCCGGAAAUGGGGCUGGCUGCUGGACGGCUGCACUGAAAUGCUCGAAGGGACAAACUACUGGAGGGAGAAAAGGGGCCUACGGAAACUCAAAUUCAACUGA